Spathaspora passalidarum NRRL Y-27907 is the source of this 1628-nucleotide messenger RNA. RefSeq lists its product as uncharacterized. The transcript has a single exon. Gene Ontology annotation, cellular component: ribonucleoprotein complex; Ubp3-Bre5 deubiquitination complex; cytosol. NCBI's taxonomy places the organism in Eukaryota, Fungi, Ascomycota, Pichiomycetes, Serinales, Debaryomycetaceae. Gene Ontology annotation, molecular function: mRNA binding. Gene Ontology annotation, biological process: protein deubiquitination; ribophagy. The annotation marks the transcript as partial. The record is from RefSeq and is a predicted model, not a curated record.
AAAUCCCAUCAAUACAAUUUUGACCCUUUUAACCCCAUUUUUAUACAUCUAUAAUUACUUCUAUUGCCGUUUUUUGUUUGUUUGAUUUUGUUUUAAUAUUAUAAAAAGAUAUAUGCAAUAUGACUACCUCUCCAUCCCCAGCACCUCCAACCACCGCCGGUUCAGCACCAGUUUCUCCGGAAAUCGCUAAUGAAGCAACUACCGCUGCUGCUGCUACUACUGCUAAUGCUGCUGCUACCGCUACCGCUGCUACCACUACUAAUAGUGCUCCAGCUAGCUUAACUGAAGAACGUACCACAACCAUCGGUUGGUUCUUUAUUCAAUCCUACUACGAUUUCUUUGUCAACAAACUCGACACCAUUCAUAAGAUCUACCACGCCAAUGCCGUGCUUUCCCAUGAUGCAUACCCAACCACCUCGCAAGACAAAGUCCCAGCAACCACACACACCGCCAGGGGAAUUGAUGCCAUCAAGUCCAGAUUUGCCGUGGAAGAAGAACAGGCCACCACUAACCGUAUCGUGAUCACCUCCGCUACUUUCCAAACUUCCCUCGAUAAGAAUAUCAUCAUUGUUGCCUUUGGGGAAUGGGCCAAGAGUGACCUGGAUGGAUUCCGUCAAUUCACGCAAACUUUUGUGUUGACCCCAGGUAAGAAGGAAAACACUUUCGACGUUGCCAAUGACAUCUUGAAGUUUAUCGACGUCAAUGGCUUUACUGAAUUGAAUAGUGAGGUCAAGAAUAAACCAGCCGGCGAAGUUGAAGAAACCGCCGUGGUUGCCGUGGCCGAAGAAGAAUCCAAGGAAGAACAACAGCCAGAAGAAGAAGAACAAGAAGAGGAAGAAGAAGAGCAAGGAGAGCAAGAAGUCAACACUACUGAAGAAACCGCUGUUGAUUCUGAACCAGUUUCUGAAGUCAAGGAAGAAGAAACCAACGGAGAAGUCAAAGUCCAAGUUGAACCAGAAGAAGAAGAAGAACAACAACAACAACAAUCAGAAGAACCUAAAUCCGAGGCUGAAACUUCUGUUUCCACACCAGUUGCUACUGCUGCCACUCCUUCCAAGCCACUUUCUUGGGCUGAUUUGGCUUCCCAAUCCUCGGCCAAGGCCGCCUCUGCCAAAGCCGCCUCCCCAGCAGCAUCUGCCACUGCUAAGCCAGCCGCACCAGCUGCCACCGGUGUCACUCUCAAGAAACAACCACCUACCAGCGCAUCUCCAACUGGUUCGUCUCCAACCAGCAAUGCUUCAGGAAAAUUCAAGAAGGAAGACUGGUUCCCAAUCUACAUUCGUGGUAUCAAACAGCUUGAAGAAAAAUCAUUAAAGGACCAUUUAAGUCGUGAAUUUGGGGAAUUAAAGUUUUUCAAGGUGAUUCAAAACAUUGCCCUUUGUGAUUUCGUGGCUCAGGAUGCCCAACGUAAGGCAUUGGAAACUAGAGAAACUACCCUCGACGGGGUCACUUUCCAAUUAGAACCAAGAGAACUGAAGACCGGUAAUAAUUAUCAUAAUGGCAAGUACAAGUAUAAGGAUGGUAACAAUCAGGAAAAGAGAAAGUUUGAUAAUAAAAAAGUUAAUGGCGUUAAAAAGAGAGUCUGAAAAGGUUAAUGUAGAGUAUAUAAUAAUAGAUGUGGUGUAAUU